Messenger RNA from Mugil cephalus (flathead mullet), 3092 nucleotides. It is a transcript of the gene itgb6, whose product is annotated as integrin, beta 6. Gene Ontology annotation, biological process: cell adhesion mediated by integrin; cell migration; cell-matrix adhesion. The record is from RefSeq and is a predicted model, not a curated record. Gene Ontology annotation, molecular function: integrin binding. The transcript is spliced from 16 exons. NCBI's taxonomy places the organism in Eukaryota, Metazoa, Chordata, Actinopteri, Mugiliformes, Mugilidae. The coding region runs from base 236 to 2581 and encodes 781 amino acids. Gene Ontology annotation, cellular component: integrin alphav-beta6 complex; focal adhesion; cell surface.
GAGCUCGGGAGCACACAUGAGCCAGAGAGCAUGGGCAGCGGGGUCAUGCUUCAUAAAGGACGCCGUUACAAUAGGUUUACUGUUACUCUGACGAAUGCCGGGAUACAAUGUGGGUGAAUGUGCUGGCCCGAUGAGGCUCCAGUUCUCUGCAUUUUUCCACUUGAUGACAAGGAAGAAAGACUGAGACGGGACAGCAUGUUAUCAGAGGACGGCCCUGAAGUAACCUCACGGACUAAUGGGGCUUAUACUGCUGAGCCUGAUUCUCCGGUACUGGGUCAACACCGUGGAGGGAUCAUGUUCGGCUGGCAGCGCUGUGACUUGUGACCAGUGUCUGCAGCUCAGUCCUCAGUGUGCCUGGUGCACGCAGGAGAAUUUUACAGACUGGUUUUCAGUCAAAGAGAGAUGCGACACAUUGGAUAGCUUACUAGAAAAGGGAUGUGCCAGGGAUCAACUUCAGUUCCCUGUUACCAAAGUUGAAAUCCUCCAGGAUCGGCCUCUUGGGAAGAAGACAGAAAACGAUAACAGCACUCAGAUCUCCCCACAGAAAAUGUCAUUAAAGCUGCGACCUGGCAACCAGCUGUCUUUUCAGGUUAGCGUUCAACACACGGAGGACUAUCCUGUGGAUAUGUACUACCUGAUGGACCUGUCGGCGUCCAUGAUCGAUGACCUGGGGAAGAUCAAGAACUUGGGCACCUCUCUGUCUCAAGAGAUGGCCAAACUCACCAGUAAAUUUCGAAUGGGCUUCGGCUCUUUUGUGGAGAAGCCCGUACUUCCGUUCAUUAAGAUCACAGAAGAAGACAGGAGCAACCCCUGCAGCAGCGUGGGCUCGUCCUGUCUGCCAACAUUUGGCUAUAAACACGUCUUGUCUCUGACGAGCAGCACUGACAAGUUCAACGAGAUAAUAGCUAAGCAGCAUGUGUCUGCGAACGUUGAUGUGCCAGAGUGCGGCUUUGACGCCAUCAUGCAAGCAGCCGUUUGUGGGGACAAGAUCGGCUGGAGGAAUGACUCCAUGCGUCUGCUGGUGUUUGUUAGCGACGCCGACUCGCACUUUGGGAUGGACAGUAAGAUGGCUGGCAUCGUGAUUCCCAACGACGGCCAGUGUCACCUGGACGUCAACAACGAAUACUCCAUGUCCACAGUGCAGGAGUAUCCCACUCUCGGCCAGCUGAUCGAUAAGGUGGUGGAGAACAACAUCUUGCUGAUAUUCGCUGUCACGGAUGAUCAGAAACUCAAAUAUAAGAACUAUGCAAAUCUCAUACCCGGCGCCACAGUGGGAGUCCUGGCGAAGGAUUCACGGAACAUCCUGGAACUGAUUGUGACAGCGUACAAAGAAUUGCGCUCAGAGAUCGAACUAGAGGUCCUUGGAGACACGGAGGAGCUGCAGAUGUCCUUCACAACCAUUUGCCCAAAUGGAAGUGUCCUCCCUGAUGUAAAACACUGCUCCAACAUCAAACCAGGAGAGACGGUGGUUUUCAAUGUGUCCGUGGAGCUUCCAGGAUGCUUUUCAGGAGUUCGGCACUUUUCCCUCAAGCCGGUGGGCUUACAGGACAGUCUGGAGGUGGAACUGGAGUCCCUCUGUGAAUGCGACUGCCCUCAGCCUCCUCACACAAACAGCAGCCAGUGCACCGAGGACCAGGGGACUUUCCAGUGUGGCGUGUGUGUGUGUCAGCCGGGGUUCCUGGGAGCACAGUGCGAAUGCAAUGAGGAGGACGCUUUGUUGAGUAACUGCGUUGCAAAUAACGCGUCCGAAAUAUGCAGCGGUCAGGGGCAGUGCUACUGCGGACAGUGUGCGUGUCAUGCAUCGAGCUUCGGUCGCAUUUACGGACCUUACUGCGAGUGUGACAAUUACUCCUGUGUUCACUUCCGCGGGGAGCUCUGCGGAGGCCACGGAGUAUGUGACUGUGGUGAGUGUCACUGUCAAAGCGGCUGGACGGGGGAGUAUUGUAACUGCAGCACCAGCACCGAGGCGUGCAUGUCGGAGGACGGCGUGCUCUGCAGUGGUAGGGGGAAAUGUGAGUGCGGCCACUGUGUCUGCUCUGUACCUGGAGCAUCUGGGGACAAAUGUGAGAAGUGCGCAACAUGCGGAGACGCCUGUACUUCUGCAAGGGCCUGUAUAGAGUGCCAUCUACAAGAUAAGGACGACACCGAGCUGUGUGAUCACAGGUGCAGCUUUUCUAAAAUUACCAUCAACACAACAGCAGGUUAUGACAAGAGUCCUUCUAUGCCUUGCUCGCUGAUGAUGAAAAACGAGUGCUGGGUCUCGUUUAAUGUGGUACAAGAUGAGACGGGGAGCACUGCCUACAAUCUCCAGACGUACGGAUGCCCGGAGUCCCCCAACAUCACCAUGAUAGUUGUGGGGGUCUCCCUCUCUGUCGUGUGCAUCGGCCUCAUUCUCCUGGCUGUCUGGAAAGUUCUGGUGUCAGUCCACGAUCGUAAAGAAGUGGCCAAGUUUGAGGCUGAGAGGGCGAAGGCGAAGUGGCAGACGGGGACCAACCCUCUGUUCAGGAGCUCAACAUCUACAUUCAAAAAUGUGACCUACAGGCACACGGAGAAAGACAAGAUUAUUACAAAUCACUGCUGAAGACAGACUGGAGGUCAUGUAAACAGACAUCUGAGUGCACUUAAGUGUGUGUGUGUGUGUGUGUGAGUGUGUGCGUGCGUGCGUGUUUGUUUGUAUGCGUAUGAGAUAGAGGAGAGAGGAAAUCUGUACAAUAGUUGCAAUAGUGCAAAACUCUUGUUAAUUCAGAGAUGCUAAUGUAACACAGUAGACAACGCUGUGAUCAGACACUACAUGAUGAAUUUGCUGCUCGGUAUACUGCUGAUGUUCUGUCAAACACUGACCACUGAUGUUGCAUGAUCCAACGCAAGUGUUUGUGUAACCGCAGGUUGGAAAGUGAGAAGUCUACGUUGCUAGUGGUUUACUACUGAAAAAAAGAAAGAUUAGUUUUAUGCAAAUGUAAAUAUGCAGGUGUAUGGUAUGUCUUUUUAAAAUAUUGUAUUUGUGGAUUUAUUGUUAAACAGGGCUGAGCCUUUGAUGUUUAUAGUAUUUUUUGUGGUGUAUGGCACAUAAAUAAAGUUUAAUUUUGACUUGU